CUCUUCUUCCCUCCUACCCACCCCCACCCCCCCAAUAACCCCCUACCCCCAAAGGACCUUUUUCACCGUUUUUCUUCACUUUCUGACUCAUCACCCAAUUCAAUCUAUACGUACACGAAUCCUAUCUCUAUAGCUUCUGCUUUCAAUCGUCUUUCUUCAUCUCUGAUUUUCAAGAAAAAAAUGAACCAGGAGUGUACCACUUCAGUGGGGUUGACCUAGAUAAAUUAUCAAAAAUGGGUAAUUGUUGCUGCUGCUGUUGUGCCUCAAAAGGAGUGGAAUUGAACGGUUCGCCCUCAUUUUAUCGUUAUCCUACAGUGCCAGAAGAGCGCGAACCUUUGUCAUCUCAUCAUGUCACAGCUGCAGCAUUCUCCACUGCGCUUUUGGUUGAUACAAAUCUGGACACCUCAAGUCCUGACACCUACAGGCCACCUCCAAUGCCAAUGCCUUAUGAAACGUAUGUGGGAAGGCCCAGGACUCCACCAGGUAAUCCAGAUGGCAUCAAGAAUGAGGCGGCAGUUCAAGAAACAAACAGUGAAGCUGGUGGCGCACUGAACUCAGCAGACGCUGCCGAAGCUGUUGACAAGGAUAAAAAGGAGUCUGAAGGCAACGUGCAAACAGCAGAUAUCCAGCUCGAUGCAAUAAAGGAAGUGGAAGAUGAACUUGAGAAGUCUGAUGAACUCAAAAAAUCCAACGUACUUGUACUUUUACCUCCACAAGAAGAGUGUCCCAUCUGUCUUGAAGAAUAUGAUGCUGAGAAUCCAAAAAUGAGUACAAAAUGCGAGCAUCAGUUUCAUCUUUCAUGCAUUCUUGAAUGGAUGGAGAGAAGUGACACCUGCCCCGUCUGUGAUCAGGAAACGGUUUUUAAUCCUGCAAUUGAUGAAUAGCAACAAGAAUUCCGCCUGUAGGUGGUUGGUUGCAGAAGUGACAUUUGUUGUAUGCCAAGAAGUGUUGUUCAAUACUUUGUGUCGAUGAUAGUUUUACAGCUUUAGCCGUAGUUUCUUCACAUGUUUCCUUCUUGUGUUUGCUUCAAAUCGUUAAGCUUGGAUGUGGAAAUAAUUAGGAUAAUGAUUGAAAAGGUCAAGAAAAAAGAGGAAAAAGAAAAAGAUUGAUUUCAAUUCAUCGCAUAGGUUCGUUUCCAUUGUGAAUAUCCUUUUUUCUUUAAUCCAUGAUAUAUAGGCAUUUCUCAAUUUGCAGUUUUUUUGUGCAUUUCUGUAUCUCUUGACGUAGAGACCGAGUCUUUUUUCUUUUUUUUCUUUUGUUGUGAAUUUUUGGGUCAGUUGAUAAUGAAUUGGUAGCUCCAUUUUCUCUGUUUGUAAAUAUUCAGAUAGUAUAGGAAUUCCUCCAUUUUUGUGUACAAGGUCACACUUAAGCAUUGAAAUUUUGUGCAAUUUUGC
Molecule: messenger RNA, 1394 nt
Organism: Solanum verrucosum
Lineage: Eukaryota; Viridiplantae; Streptophyta; Magnoliopsida; Solanales; Solanaceae
Product: probable E3 ubiquitin-protein ligase RHB1A
Exons: 5
Coding region: 234-884 (216 amino acids)
Molecular function (GO): ubiquitin-protein transferase activity
Source: RefSeq, a predicted model, not a curated record